This is a messenger RNA of Vanessa atalanta (red admiral), 9818 nucleotides long. RefSeq lists its product as uncharacterized. The coding region runs from base 160 to 9285 and encodes 3041 amino acids. The transcript has 45 exons. Lineage: Eukaryota; Metazoa; Arthropoda; Insecta; Lepidoptera; Nymphalidae. The record is from RefSeq and is a predicted model, not a curated record.
UAUUGGUAUUGUCAAAAAGUUCGGGAUCCAUCGGUGUGAAGGAAAAAAUGGUUUUUCUUUUCAUACAAUGCGUAUUGGAACCGUCCGUGCAUUCUAAUUGAUAAAGCUGUGACCUUAGAUGUUUCGUUUACACUAUUUCGUGUACAGAACACUUUUUGAAUGAUGUUUUCAAUGGGAAAAUGUUCGGACCGUAGUAGGUCGGGUACUGAUUCAGAGGCCGGUGGUUUGGUGAAGACGUCUCUGCCUACGGACGAGGUAGCGUCUGCGGUAGCGGCGGUGUCUGACGAGAUCGGUGAUAUCUUGAAGGAUGAGCUAGGGGACGCUGAGCUUGCAGACCUCAACGCGGAGCUCGAUCUCCUCGUGGAACUGGCAGACGCUCCGCAAGAAGACUUUCCAUCUCUAUUCGAGAUCGCUAUUGGUCACCGCGCCUCUGGCAGUGGUUCCUCGUCAUCAUCAUGGUCGGGAGGCAGGGGGGGCAGAUCGAGACGGCCCCAUCGUCCGCAGCGCGUGUCACGGAGGCGUCCUAUCGCUAAAGGGAAAGAAAUGUGCCGGCGGCGCAGCGCGGUGGCGCGGCGCGCGGCGUCGCUGCGCGUGCGGCGCGUGGAGGUGGUGUCGGACGCGUCCGACGUGGGCGCCGACUCCGACUCCGACGACCAGUGGACCGAGCUCGACAACUCUGGCAGCACUGAUACCUCUUCGGGCAAGGAUAUAGGCGGAUUGGACAUUGAAUGUCCGUCUUAUCAGCAUAAAGGAUCGCAGGUGGACCCCCCAGCGAUGGGCCAGUUCCUGUUGCCUCUUCUCAGUGCUGACCCGACCGCGCCUGACCCCGAACACUUUCUGAUCCGGCACGAGGAUAUACUGCAGCUUCUCGCAUCUGCAGAGGACAGUGUUCGGGACGAAAUGCCUCUCGAAGAUGACGCAGCUCUGGACUCGGCGCCUGACAUGUUGAGCGGUGACAUUUAUGAAUGCGAGGAGCCAGUGGUGACCCCGGAAGACGAGGCCGCGCUAUUGCAUUUCGUUUGUGAAGCUGAGCAAGCGAUGAACUCGAAGGAGAUACCGUUCAAGCCCGUUGAGGAGUGGUUGCUGGGCGUUUAUCAUUCUUGGUGUGAAAUAAGUGCUCUCAUGUAUACACUCAUCGGGACCAAUAUGAGCGUGGAUAUGGUGAAGUCGGACUGGUCGUACCGCGCCCGCUUCGGCUGCCACUGCCGCCUGUGCCUGUCGCUCGCCAACAACGCGUCGGCGCUGCACCGCUUCCUCGCGGCGCUGCUCGCCGACCUCGCGCACGGUGGCAACACAGUCUCCAUCGGUGCGAACAUAGUUCGAGCGCUCCGCCUCACUCCGGGCAGGGAUAGUCGGCCAGCUGAUUGGGACCUCCAGAGGCUACAGCGUGUCAAAGUUUGUGAUGACGGUGCCUCGAUUAUUCAGAAUCAUCUAAUAAGGUUAGCGCGCGAGAACGAAGUGGCCGAUCAGAUCGUCAACAGCAUCUGUCUCUGUCGAGUUUAUGAACGACCGUUUGAUAAGCAAUACGCGAUGGAGAGACUGUGCAAGCUGCUGGAUAAUUUUAAGACCGCCUCGUCUAUUACUUUUAAGGUGGAGAUGGUCCCGGAGGAGGGCGCGGCGUGGGGCGAGGCGGCGCGGGCGCGGCUGGCGCGCUGCCUGGCGCCGCACCAGCGCCGCUCCACCAGCGAGCGGCUCGCGCACAUGGCUGCGCGCACCGCGCCGCACGACCUGAGCGCCUGGUCGGGCUACAAACAUCGCUGCGACUGUCUCACUCCGAGGACCCUGUGCGCUCAACAACGAAAGCAACUGCUGAGAAUAUCCUUCUUCGGUAUGAUGCAAACCGUGAACGAGUUCAAUGGGACUAAGGAUGUGUUAGACAAGGCGAUAGACUCGAAGCCUGACAGUUCGAGCAGGGAGUUGCAGCAAGGGGACGGGACGGGCGCCAAGCCUCCCGAUACGUUCGAGGAUCGUCUGAGCAAGUCGAACUCGGGUUUGGAUAUGAGCGACUCGAACUUCACGGAUGACCUUGACGACAGCUCGUCGUCGUCGCCGUCGUCGUCGUCGGGCUCGGGCGGCGGGCGCCUGUGCCGCUCCGUGCGGCGCCUCAUGCGCUCCAUCGCCGCCAUCGAGCGCCUCAUGGACCGCGUGCUGCGCCACUGCGACCGCUGGACCGACCGCGACGCCAGACGUCGCGUGCACGCCGGUCUGUCGGAAGUGGAUCGCAAGCUGAUGGCCAUGUACCGACGUCUGCCCGACGUGCACCGACGACAGCUGCAGCUCUAUCGGAAGCAGAAGAGGUUGUCCACGGUGUGCACGCAGCUGGUGGGCGGGCCGGCGCCCGCGCCGCCGCCGCCCGGCUCGCCGCCGCCCGCGCCGGCGCACGCGCCGUGCCGCCUGCUGUGCCCCGAGUACCACCUGCAGCGCUUCAAGGAGGUGCGGCGGAAGGUGAUGCACAUGCGGGACCAGCAGCUCUACUACCACCGGCUGCGGAUGUGGCUCGAGGACCAGCUGCGGCAGGAGAGGGAGAGCUUACCAGAUUGCAACGUGUCCGACCUACCGAAACGGAAACGUCGUAAUUUGAGUCCAAAAUUACAGAAAAUGGCGUCAGCUCCGAAACGAAAAUUAAAACCUCAACUGUCCCAAGCGAUCAUAAAACCCCAUAAAAUAUUACAAAUGCUCAAAAGUAAAGUCUCCCACCACAACCAAGACAUAAAAUCCCCCUACAAAGAAAUAGAUAGCGCUAAAUCAGAAGCGGAACCGCCGGAAGCGUUCCCGUUAGACAAGGAAGACAACAUAAGCGAUACGGAAACGAUAGUAGGCGAAAGAGAGACGGGUGAUAUUUGCAAAGAGAUGAAAGAAUGUCUCGCUAAAUUCGCUAAUUUUGCACUGAAUAGUCCAGAGGGAAAUCCGAAGGACGAAUACGAGAUGCAAACAGACAUUGACGGUAAAUAUCCCGAUUCGGUGAGUCCGCCGUUGCAAGAAAUGUCGCCGACCACCACCGAACCGAUUCCAGUUUACACGCAAAAGUCUCAGAGGAUCAUAGCUGUUAAUAAAAUAUUCAAUAAAGACGAUAAGGUUAUUGAUUUCCAGUCCCAAGUGCCGGAUAUUAAUGUACCCCUGAAUGCGAGAGCGAGGGAUGCAAAUGAAACGAAAGAGACGGACAAUAACGAAGAGAGAGACGAAGACGACGUAGACGUGUUCAAAUAUGUAAUAUUCGGUUUGAAAAUUAAAAAAGCAAUGGAGGAAUGUCAGAAUAUAAUCAAUUCAUAUAAUAAGGAUGCGAAGAAGAGGGACGAUGACGAGCCUCCCACUCUAGAACAGAUCGUCGAAGUCAUGCUGACACUAGACAAGAAUUCUGCGGAGUUUCUAGAAAAAAUGGACGCAGACGAUCCGAUAGAUAUGAACGUCGCAAUGUCGAAACUAUCAGAGCUAGUCGAGAAUAUGCCCCAGACGUUGGCGAAUAUGCCGGAGAUCGCAUCGAAGUUGUCCGAAUUCGCAAACGCCAGCACCGAACUACCAGAAUUCGCGUCCAUUAUGAAUAGUCUACCGGAUGUCAAUAACGACGCUCAAUUGACGCCGGAAACGCUGAAACAGAUUCGCGAACUGAAACUGUCGAAGCGUGACAACAUUAAAGUAACUAAAAACACUGCCAAGCGUAAAAUUAACCGGAGAUACAAGACCGAUGACGAUGUCUUCGAAUUCGAAGGUAUCACCGAAAUACUAAAAGACGAAGAAGAUCUGCAGAACAUUGUUAAGAACAAAAACAAUAAGGACGACUUCAAAGAUUUUCUAUUUUCUACGUCAGCUCAAGUAGUUAUUAAUAAGGCUUUCGAUUACCUCAAACAGAAUAAGAGUCCGGAGCUAUCGAAGUUUCUCGAAGAAGGCAAGGAACUACUAUUCCUGCCGCGCAACAGUUUAAAUACGGAAAUGUAUUCGAAGGCUUCGACGUUGUUCGAUAAUUCUGUGAAGGAUGCUCUGAGUAUGACCGAGUUACGGGAUAUCGUCAAAUCGAGGUUCAAUUCUUGGAAACACAACGUCGCAACCAAACUUAAAAGUAUACCAAUCGAGAUAUUAGAAAAUGAAAUUGAAAUUAUGUUAGACAAAUUCUACUCGUCGAUCCAAGACCUCGCGUCGAAACAGUGCAACAGCGAAAGUGAUAAGAUAAUUGAAAAGAUAGAUGAACUGAAUAGAAACAAUGACGACUCAGAUAACGAAGGGUGUUCGGCUUCAAAAGAAACACUCAAACAGAUAAAUAAAUUACUGAGCACGUUCGCCGGUAACACUCUAGAUUUGUUAAUAGUUAAAUUGUCGAAAAUGUCCGACGAUAAAAAGUCGGCUGUGAAAAGUCUCAAGUUUAAAUAUCUGGACGUCGUAAGACGAUGUGCCGAGUCGCAGCAGCUCGUGACCUGGAUAUUUCUGGAUCCAGAAAUAGCUAUCAAUGUUAUCCAGGAAUUGACGGGAUUAGAAGUAAGGAAGUUAGACAAUGCUCCGGAUUUUUCGACGAUGUCGAACGAUAGAAAGAAAGAUUAUUUCAUGAAUCGUUUGAAAGAAACGAAUCGACAGUAUAUGGAGACAUUACCCAAAAAAGGCUUAACCGGGGACGAAUGGCUCGUUAUGUUGUAUAGAUUAGAGCAAUUGGAAGACAUGUUGAGAGACUCGUUCUCGAAAAUGGCUCCGCCCACCAAAGUCGUACAAACUCAAGCGAGCGAAGCAGAGAUCCUUGCAGCUCGGGGUCUAAGCAAAAUUAUCGGCAAAGCGAACGUUAGAAUCGUCAAGAAGACGAACCAGGAACCGCCGAAACCAGUCAAGAAAGAGGAAUUACCGAAUAACGAGGACGACGAUAAAAAGUGCAAGAGUUACGCUCUUCUAGCGAAAUGCGAAGCGGUACUGACUUCGAAGGGUGAAAAAUCCCUCCUAGAUAGUUUCAAUGCCAUAAAGUCUUACAUAACGCAAGGCCUUCCCGUCCCAGAGACAUAUAAAAAACAUGUAAUCACAAUAUGUUCGAGCAUCGACGCUAAAUUGCUGGACAUAGAGGAGACGCUGAAAACGGACGAAGUCGAAGCCGAUUUAAAAGACAAAGACAAAGAGCUAGUGGCGAAAUAUUCAGCGCAGGCGCUCCGGAACGCGAAGCAGACGUUGAACGCGGUCGCCUUCAGGAACAUGUCGAGGAACGGCCAGACGAAGUCGGAGAGCGACGUCUGCGAUACACCGAAGAACAGCUGCAAGUGGACGAAUGAUUGUGUCUGUGACGCGUGUAAAGAUUCCGACGUUUCGUCCGUGUGCUUGGGCGAUAUAGUGAAGUGCUACGAUGAUAAAAACAAGAGUGUCCUAGACGAUAAGAAGAAGGAGAAGAAGGUGGUGCAGAAGCCGAAACAGCCGCCGAAGGCCUGCGAAAAUGGGAGCCAUCAGCAGCAUGUCUGUAAAGUUGGCCACGGAAGCUGUGCUGGCGAGGGUCCCGCCGACCAGCCCUGCAACUGCUGCUAUUGCACCGUAUUCGGACAUGCGCCGCCAUUAACGACACCGGUGCCGCGUAACUUCAACGAGACGAGGGAAAGAUUACGAUCUAUAUUAAAUAAGAAGAAACAGAAAUGUAAAACAAAUGGAGAAGUUGAUUCUACCCCCGAGCGGUCGCCUCCUCAGCUGCCAUCGGCUCCGCAAACUCCCCAAGCCCCAUUGACCCCGCAGCAGUCUUCGACACCACCAGCUCUUCCCAAGACUCUUCCGCCGACGCUGACACCUGCGCAGGCGCAGCAGAAGCGGCAGGCGAUCGAGAAUCAACAGAAACAGUUAGCUGAUAAAAUGGCGAAGAUGGUUGUGACUGAGAAACCGGAAAUUAAACCAAAGUUGCAGGCGCUCCAGCGCUCGAUACCCGUCCAGGUGAAUAUGCAGGCAGCGUUGAAGGCGGAGGGGAAGGUCAAUGCGAACGCAAUGGAACAGAUACGAUUGCAGCAUUACAAACAGCAGCAGCAGCAGGCUCAAAUGCAGCAGAUGCAGCAGCAGCAGCAAGCCCAACAGCAGCAGCAAGGGCAACAACAGCAACAGCAGCAGCAACAGAAUAAACCGGAACCGAUAUACGACUUGCCGAUACACAACAAACCAACUCUAACGCCGGAACAGCAACAGCAGAUCAGAGAACAGCAGCAAGAAAGGCACGACGCACUGAUCCGACAACGUCAGAUGCAGCUUCAUAAACAACAUCACCUGCAGCAACAACAACUGCUACAAAAGGAAUACCAGAUGAAACAGCAGCAGAAACAAUUAUUAAAACAACAACAACAACAACAACAACAACAACAGCAGCAGCAGCAGCAGCAGCAACAACAACAAAAGCAGCAACAGCAACAACAAAAACAGCAGCAACAACAAAAACAGCAGCAACAACAACAACAGCAGCAGCAGCAACAACAACAGCAGCAGCAGCAGCAGCAGCAACAACAACAGCAACAGCAAAUGCGACAGAGUCGACAGCAACAGAACACUGCUUCGAUAUCAAGUAGAGAUACUAGCGUGUUCUCAACGAGCUCCGGGUGUUCAGGUGGCUCGUGUUGGCGAGGUCGCGGUGGUUGCAAUAACAGGGCGGAGGACCCUCGCGAUCUGGACGCGCUCCUGCAGUACAUCGAGGGUCCAGCGAGGCACGUGGACAGGGGCAAGAAACGAGCGAAGAAGCAGCGGCAGAAAGCUAAGAAGACGGAGUCGCGCCUGCUGAGCCAGCUGGAGCAGCUGCGGCGCGAGCUGUGCGACGCGCGCGCCACGCACGCGGCGCUGCACGGCGCGCACGCGGCCGCCGCGCGCGACCUGCACGCCGCGCGCGCCGCGCUCGCCGCGCGCAAGCGAGGCAAGAAGCAGAAAUUAAAUCCGGCCCAGCAGGCGAAAAUGCAACUGGUGGCGGAGCAGCUCGGGGACUGCACGACUCUCGUCAAUACAACGGCCAAGGAGCUGUCGGCGGCGGAGCGGCGCGUGGCGGAGCUGGCGCGGCGGCUGGCCGAGUGCCAGCGCGGGCUGGCCGAGGCGCGCGCGCUGCAGGGCGCGCCCGCCGAGCGCCCGCGGACGCGAGAGAUGGAAUCAGAGAUCGAGACGAUACAUCGGCCGAUCGCACCGGCGCUGACCGACGAUCUCACCGUGUUGAAAAUGACUGAAAAUCGAACUCAAGCCCAGAAACAGACGGAGAGUCAGAAGAAACAGUCGUGGGAGCAAGCGAUCGCUCACAUCAACCAGCUAGCCAAGGGAUCCGUGAAAGAGAAGAAGAAGCAGAAAGAACCGCAACCGCAACCGAAACCGGAGGCGAAGCCGAAGGAGAAGAAAGUCGCACCGCCGGUCGUCGAACCCCAACCGAUGUCUAAUAAACAAAGGAAAUUGUUAGCUAAGCAACAGGCAGAAGAAGAGGAAAGAAAGAAGCAGCAGCAGCAACAAGAAGCGAAGGCCAAGAAGGAGAAGAAACCGGAACCGCUGAAAGUAGAGAACAAUAAAAAGGACAAGAAAGAAACGAAGAAGGAAGAGCCGAAGAAGAAGAAAGACGAUAAGAAAGAGGUUAAGAAGGAAGAUAAGAAGGGAAAAGAGAAUAAACAGGAAGUAAAAGCGACACCAUCAACGAAAACGAAAGCCACACAACAACAACAGCAACAACAACCAUCCAAUAAGAAGGAGAAGAAGAAGGAGGCUCAAGCGAAACCUCACGUCAUCAACAUAACCCCGGACACGACAUUAGAGAUUGUUACUAAAAAGAACCAAAGUACGAGUGAACCAGAGAAACCUGCGUCUUGCAGCAUCAUGGAGCAACUCAGUAGUGGUGUACAAGUUGCUGAUCUCAAACUACCGCCCGGCAUCACGCUCACGCGUGUCCAACCUAACGAGAAGAAGGAGGCGCCCGUCAUCAAGUCUGUCCCGCUGUGGCGCCACAGCCAGCUCGAGGCGGCGCCCACGCCCGCGCCGCGCGCGCCGCCCGUCAUCACCGCCGACCCCUCGCUCAUGAUGUUCUCCACGCACGCGCACAACGAACCACCGAAGACGAUCGUCGUGCCGGAAGCGCCGCCUCAGCCCGCCGGGAAGUCGAAGAAGGCCAAGAAGAAGGCCAAGAGAGCCGCGGCGGAGACGACGGAGCAGAGACACGAGGGAGCCAAGAUGGUCACCCUGCGGAACCCCAUGUUCCACCCGAACCUCCCUCCCGUGCAGAUCGCGAACCCCGCGCAGAGCAAGGCCGAGAUCCGGAUCCCCGAUCCCAUCCCCAUGCCGCCGGCCCCCUGCCAGGCCACCAUCACCCCCACGUCGAACGGGAUGUACACCAUCCGGAACCCGUUGAUGUCGAUGAUGCACCAGCAGAACCUGAUGGGUAUCAGGAACCAGAAUCCUCAGAUGACGCCCGCCUUCGGCCAGCCCCAGUACAGCUACGUCAAUCCGAACGUGUACACGCCGCAAGCGUACGCGGAACCCGCACGCAACUCCCCCAAGAUGCCCGAAAACGAUUUCCAGAACCGCAUCAUGAACCUGGCGUCGUUCACGCAGAAGAACGACGAGGGGUACUCCCUGUUCAAAACGCCGGACGAGAAUCCACAGAAAAGUUUCCUGACGCCCGAAUACUUCGACGACCAGGCCCCGAAGGUCGUGUCCCCCAACCCGAUAGGCACGCGACCGGACCACAACCGGAACUACGAGAACGAUUCGCUGUUCGCGAAUCCGAUCCAGCGUCCGGAGCCGAUCGGCACUCCUCUGAAGAAGGACGAGGAGAAGCAGUACUGCGGGCUGUACACCCCCUUCGGGCAGGAGGACAGGAACGUCUUCCGGAACGCGCUGUUCAACGACAAGCAGGAACCGAACCCGCACUCGAAGGUCGACGAGUCCACUCCCUACGUGAACGGGGAGCUGCCGUAUUUCCAGAGACUAAGAGCGGGCUCGAAGCUGAACAACGAAGUGACCAUCCACUACGUCACGGACUCCAAGUUCUACAAAGGGCAGGAGGCCUGCGAGCGCGAGGAGUCGCUGUUCUCCCGCCCGCAGCCCCGCGCGUGGCCCGAGCGCCCGCACAGCCACAGUGUCCAAUCGUCCGUGAGCUCGAUGACGUGCGAGAGCGCCUGCGACAGCGGCGGGACUUCGCCCCCCCAACAUAGACCCGAAUCCAGCGUGUUCCUGCCGGACCGCAGCAUCACCAACCUCUCGUCCCUCGAAGUCUCCGAACGGGAGAUCGAGUCCUUCAAGCGGUUCGACUUCUACUUCGAGCCGCCGCAGCACAAGCCGAAGGUGCAGCUCGACGUGCGCGACAUCGCGGCCGCGCUGCGGCACCACCAGAAGUAGGGCUCCGCCCUCGCUCUAGUUGAUUUCGUCACAAACGAUUGUAUUUAUUUGUAAAGUUUAAUUUAACAUCGGUCAGCGUCUCGGGCCCCUAUGUAAUCAAAAAUAAAUUAGAUUCCUGGCCCCCCGAGCUCGGGGCCCCGCACCACCGUGUCCCAGGCGGCUUCGCCGCUGAGUCAUCGCUUGAAUGUCUUAUCAUUUGAAAACUCCUCGAUUAAGCUCUUUGAGAUCGAUUGGACAUUUCACACAAGAAGGCGGAAUUAUAUUUAUAAUGUUAAACUGCAUCAAUAAUAAGUAACUAAAAACAAGCUGAUCGACGAAGAGUCCACGCUGAGCCGUCCGGGCAGAACCGGAUCGUGCCGACCGUGAAGACACCAGCUCCGCGGGAUCAGAGGGACGGAUUCCAAGUUCAACAAACGCUUGCCGGAAUAUGUGUUCAACAACAGACGCGAUGACAUAAAGAAACAAUAAAAAAAGAUGUUUCUAGAACUCCCGUUUGACUGAAAACUAUGACAAGUCAGGUUAUACAGAACAGG